Messenger RNA from Hippocampus zosterae (dwarf seahorse), 6641 nucleotides. RefSeq lists its product as uncharacterized. The record is from RefSeq and is a predicted model, not a curated record. The transcript is spliced from 29 exons. Gene Ontology annotation, molecular function: serine-type endopeptidase activity. The coding region runs from base 420 to 6509 and encodes 2029 amino acids. NCBI's taxonomy places the organism in Eukaryota, Metazoa, Chordata, Actinopteri, Syngnathiformes, Syngnathidae. Gene Ontology annotation, biological process: proteolysis.
AGCCAGUGUGUGAGCAGCGGGGCUUCGUGCUGGAGGGGCCAAAUUCAGAGUGCCUCGUGGUUCGGCCCCGAGUGUACACCCAUCAUGGAGAGAAGGCGGAAUAGCGAGGUGAAGCAAAAAGAAGUGUGAUGUGGCAUGUCAGUAGCAAGUAGUCAGUCAAUCACUGUACUUUUCAAAAGGCCUCUAGGAUUGCCUCUUUCUGGGCAGAAACGUCAUUUUUGAAAAAUGUUGUUUGUCAACUGUCUGAGGUUUCAAGUAUUUGCAGUAUUCACUUCAUAGGAAGCGGUGAUCGUAAGGCAAGUGAUGAUAAUUGUGGGGGGUGGUUGUGUAUGUGGGAGGGGCUCGCCUCCUGACAGGUGACGGGGGGCCCACUCAAGCUUAAUUACGGCGAACCAUGUAAGAUUUGCGCAUUAUCCACCAUGGCUUGGAAGCAACAGCUCAACAUAUUGGCUCUGCUCGGCUUUUUCACGGCAACGUCUCAUGCUCAGCCGGACGUGUGUGGCAGCCCACCACUCAACAGCAAGCUUGUCAGUGGCGGAGAUGCCCAGGAAGGAAGUUGGCCCUGGCAGGCUAGUCUGCAGAAUUUUGGCAACCAUGUUUGUGGUGGUUCCCUCAUCAACAAGGAAUGGAUUUUAUCUGCGGCCCACUGUUUUUAUGGCACAAGUGCCUACGGAUGGUCGGUUUCUCUCGGUCGUCGGAACCUGCAAGGAGACGACUCACACGAAGUGACCAAGCCUGUCGCCACCAUCGUUUUGCAUCCGGGCUUCAACAUUUUCACCCUGGACAACGACAUCGCUCUGCUCAGACUCUCCUCGCCUGUCACCUUCUCGGACUACGUCAGACCCGUGUGCCUGGCUGCCAACGGCAGCGUGUUCAACAACGCUACUCGCAGCUGGGUCACUGGUUGGGGCACAGUCCAGGGCGGAGUACCUGUCCCGUUCCCUGGAACAUUACGAGAAGUGGAAGUUUCAGUUCUGGGAAACAGACAGUGUAGCUGCCUAAUCGGAGUGGAUUUGGUCACCGACAAUAUCAUCUGCGCUGGUUUUCCAGAGGGAGGCAAAGACGCUUGUCAGGGCGACGCGGGAGGUCCGAUGGUGAGUGAGCAGGAUUCCAUCUGGAUCCAGUCUGGAAUCGUCAGAUUUGGAUUUGGCUGUGCUCGGCCCAACAACCCGGGGGUUCAUACCAGAGUGUCCCGCUACCAGUGGUGGAUCAACUCUCACGUGGGCUCCGAUAAGCCGGGCUUUGUGCAGUUCAACUCCAGCGGGCUGGAUGCGGACAGUAACUUCACUUGCCCUGGUCCACCGUCCACCCAAGGACCGGCUGAAGCCGAAGAUCUCGUGCCCAUCCUAUCAAGUGCCGAAUUGUGUGGGAUACCAUCACAGAGGAACAAGAUAGUCGGGGGAGACGUUGCUGCAGCCGGAAGUUGGCCUUGGCAAGCUAGUCUGCAGACGUUUGGUAGCCAUGUUUGCGGCGGGACUCUCAUCAACAGUGAGUGGGUGCUGUCCGCUGCCCAUUGCUUCACCAGCACAAGUACCACCGGGUGGUCGGUUUCUCUCGGCCGUAGGAACCUGGAGGGCAUUGAACCCAACGAAGUGGCCCUGCCUGUUGCCGAAAUCAUUCCGCAUCCUUUAUUUGACAAUCAAAUCUUCGACAAUGACAUUGCUCUGCUCAGACUCUCGUCUGCGGUCGAGUUCAACGCCUUCGUCAGACCCGUGUGUCUGGCGGCCAACACCAGCGUGUUUAACAACGGUACCGAGAGCUAUGUCACCGGUUGGGGGUCGGUGCAGCAGGGAGUGCCCCUCCCCUCCCCUCAAACGCUACGAGAAGUGCAAGUUCCAGUUCUGGGAAACAGACAGUGUAACUGCCUCAACGGAGAAGGUGUCGUCACGGACAAUAUGAUCUGUGCUGGUUUUCUCGGAGGAGGCAAAGAUACUUGUCAGGGAGACUCGGGAGGUCCGAUGAUGAGCGAGCAGGACGGCAUCUGGGUCCAGUCCGGAAUCGUGAGUUUUGGAUUCGGCUGUGCUCAGCAGAACAACCCGGGGGUUUACACCAGAGUGUCCCGCUACCAGCCGUGGAUCGCCUCUCGCAUCGCCUCCGAUAAGCCGGGCUUUGUGCACUUUGACUCCAGAGGGCCCGACGCGGACGGCAACUACUCUUGUCCUCGACCGCCUCCUGAGGAUCUGCCCAGCGCCGAAUUGUGCGGCAGCCCGGCGCUCAGCACAAAGAUUGUCGGUGGCGAAGAUGCUCAAGAGGGAAGUUGGCCCUGGCAAGCCAGCGUGCAGAUUUUUGCGACUCACGUUUGUGGUGGUUCACUCAUUAACAGAGAGUGGGUGAUGUCUGCCGCCCACUGCUUCUCCAGCACAAGUACCUUUGGAUGGGAAGUUUCUCUCGGUCGUCAGAACCUGCUAGCAAGCAACCCAAACGAAGUGACCAAGACUGUCGCUGCCAUCGUUUUGCAUCCGGGCUUCAACAUUUUCACCCUGGACAAUGACAUCGCUCUGCUCAGACUCUCCUCGCCUGUCACCUUCUCGGACUACAUCCGACCCGUGUGUCUGGCUGCCAAAGGCAGCGUGUUCAACAACGGCACUCACAGCUGGGUCACUGGUUGGGGAACCAUCCAGAGCGGAGUGCUUCUUCCCUUCCCUGCAACGCUACAAGAAGUCAACGUCCCGGUCAUAGGAAACAGGCAGUGUAACUGCUUAAACGGAGUGGGUUUGAUCACCGACAAUAUGAUCUGUGCUGGUUUUCUUGAAGGAGGGAAAGACGCUUGUCAGGGGGACUCGGGAGGUCCGAUGGUGAGUCGGCAUGACGUCUGGAUCCAGUCUGGAAUCGUGAGUUUUGGCUUUGGCUGCGCGCAGCCAAACAAUCCAGGCGUUUAUGUGCGAGUGUCCCGCUACCAGUCGUGGAUCAACGGCCACAUCGGCUCCGAUAAGCCGGGCUUUGUGCGCAUCGACUCCAGCGGAAGGGACGCCGAUAGCGACUACACUUGUCCUGGUCUACCUCCUCCUGUUACUGAAGGUCCCGCGACGACAACCACGGAGGCCGUGCCCAGCAUACCAAGUGUUGGCUGUGGCAUCCCGCUCCCGAGGACAAAGAUUGUCAGGGGUGGAGCUGCUCAAGAAGGAAGUUGGCCCUGGCAGGCGAGUCUGCAGAAUUUUGGUACCCAUGUUUGCGGUGGUUCCCUCAUCAACAGAGAGUGGGUACUCUCUGCUGCCCAGUGCUUCUCCAGCACAAGUGUCCUCGGAUGGUCUGCUUCUCUUGGUCUGCGGAACCUGAAGGGAAACGAUUCCAACAAAGUGUCCAGAAAUGUGCGCACCAUCGUUUUACAUCCUGGCUUCGACAUCUUCAGCUUGGACAAUGACAUCGCUCUGCUCAGACUCUCCUCGCCAGUGACGUUCUCGGAGUACGUCAGACCCGUGUGCCUGGCCGCCAACAGCAGCGUGUUCAACAAUGGCACUCGCAGCUGGGUGACUGGUUGGGGAACCGUUCAGCGCACAGUGUCCCCCUCCUUCCGCGGGAUACUGCAAGAAGUGCAAGUCCCGGUUCUGGGGAACAGGCAAUGUAACUGCCUGAACGGAGUUGGUUUAGUCACGGACAAUAUGAUCUGUGCUGGUUUUCUAGAAGGAGGGAAAGACACCUGUCUGGGCGACUCAGGGGGUCCGAUGGUGAGUGAGCAGGAUUCCAUCUGGAUCCAGUCUGGAAUCGUCAGUUUUGGAUUUGGCUGCGCUCGGCCCAACAACCCGGGGGUUCAUACCAGAGUGUCCCGCUACCAGUCGUGGAUCAGCUCUCACGUGGGCUCCGAUAAGCCGGGCUUUGUGCAGUUCCACUUCAGUGGGACGGACGCCGACAGCAACUACACUUGUCCCGGUCUGACUCGUCCCGUUACGGAAGGACCGUUGAGCACCGUCACAACAACAGCUGCAGCCGUCACCGAAGAUGCGGUGUCCGUCGUGUCGAGUGCCGAGCUGUGCGGCAACCAAACGGUGAACUCAAAGAUGGUCGGAGGUCUAAAUGCUUCUGAAGGGGUUUGGCCCUGGCAGGCCAGCGUGCAAAUUUUUGCUGCUCAUGUUUGUGGCGGUUCACUCAUUAACAGAGAGUGGGUGAUGUCUGCCGCCCACUGCUUCACCAGCACAAGUACCUUCGGAUGGUCGGUUUCUCUCGGUCGUCGGAACCUGCAAGGAGACGACUCAAACCAAGUGACCAAGCCUGUCGCCACCAUCGUUUUGCAUCCGGGCUUCAACAUUUUCACCCUGGACAAUGACAUCGCUCUGCUCAGACUCUCCUCGCCUGUCACAUUCUCGGACUACAUCCGACCCGUGUGUCUGGCUGCCAAAGGCAGCGUGUUCAACAACGGCACUCGCAGCUGGGUCACUGGUUGGGGCACAGUCCAGAGCGGAGUGCCUAUUCCUUUCCCUGGAGCGUUACAAGAAGUGGAAGUCCCAGUUCUGGGAAACAGACAGUGUAGCUGCCUAAUCGGAGUGGAUUUGGUCACCGACAAUAUCAUCUGCGCUGGUUUUCCAGAAGGAAAGAAAGACACUUGUCUGGGAGACUCGGGAGGCCCGAUGGUGAGCACGCAGGAUGGCAUCUGGAUCCAGUCUGGAAUCAUCAGAGUUGGAUCUGGCUGCGCUGGGCCGAAUGACCCGGGGGUAAAUGCGAGAGUGUCCCGCUACCAGUCGUGGAUCAGCUCUCACGUGGGCUCCGAUAAGCCGGGCUUUGUGCACUUCGACUCCAGUGGGCCCGACGCUGACAGCAACUACUCUUGUCCUCUACCACUUCCUGUUGUCGUGGCCAGUGCUGAAUUGUGCGGCAGCCUGGCGCUCAGCGCAAAGAUUGUCGGUGGUGAAGAUGCCCAAGAGGCAAAUUGGCCCUGGCAGGCUCGACUGCUGGCUUUUGGUCACCACGUUUGUGGCGGUUCACUCAUUAACAGAGAGUGGGUGAUGUCUGCCGCCCACUGCUUCACCAGCGCAAGUACCUUCGGAUGGUCGGUUUCUCUCGGUCGUCAGGACCUGCAAGGAGACGACUCAAACCAAGUGACCAAGACUGUCGCCGCCAUCGUUUUGCAUCCAAGCCACAACCACUCCAGCCACGACAAUGACAUCGCUCUUCUCAGGCUCUCCUCAGCAGUCACAUUCACAGAUGACAUCAGACCUGUGUGCCUGGCAGCCAAUGGCAGUGUGUUCAACGGUGGCACCGACAGCUGGAUCACUGGUUGGGGAAGAGUUCAGGAAGGAGAGUUUCUCCCCUUCCCUAAAAGGCUCCAAGAAGUGCAAGUCCCGGUUCUGGGAAAUAGACGGUGUAAUUGCUGGAUUGAAGGCAGCUCGGUCACAGACAAUAUGAUCUGUGUGGGGGUCCUGAAACAAGGGAGAGACUUUUGUCGGGGCAACUCGGGAGGUCCGAUGGUGAACGAGCAGGACGGUGUCUGGAUCCAAUCUGGAAUCGGCAGUUUUGGCUUUGGCUGUGCUCGGCCCGAUCUGCCCGCAGUCUACUCCAGGGUGUCCCGCUACCAGUCGUGGAUCAGCUCCCACAUCGGCUCGGACGAGCCGGGCUUUGUGCGGUUCGACUCCGGCGGCCCGGACGUCGACGGCAACUCCACUUGCCCUCCACCUGCUCCUGAGGUCACUCCUUCAGAAGAACCGGAUCCCAUCUCAAAAACGCCAAGCCCAACACUACCAAGCCCCACCGGUGACGUGUGCGGCACUGCGCCCUUGAACAAUCGCGUAAAAAGUGACCGCGGAUUGGUGGCGGGCGGAACGUGGCCUUGGCUCGUCAGUCUCCGCAAAAACGGGGCGUACGCCUGUGCGGGAACUCUCAUCUCUUCGAGCUUCGUCCUGACUUCUGCCGAGUGCUUCUCCAGCCCCGCUCCAAAUGCCAGUGACUGGACCGCAUAUCUGGGACAAAAAGUUGUCAACGGCGUGGAGGAGUUCCAAGUCUUUUCGCCGAUUGUCGGUAUCGCUGUAAGCGAACUGCAAGGUUCCAACGUGGCCGCGCUGAAGCUAAGGGAAGACGUCCGUUUCGGCGAUUACCUCCAGCCUGCGUGUUUGGACAUCAGCGGCGCCGUCGUCUUCCCUUUCGGAACCCGGUGCUGGACGGCUGGCUGGGGGCAGGCAAACGAAUAUCCGAGCGAUGAGACAUCUGCCAGUCUAAGAGAGCUUGAAGCCGUGGUCGUCAGUUGCGGGAGCGCCGCUUCCGAUCAGGAGAACAUUUGUACCUCUUCUUUGGACCUUCAACAGGGGGAUGUUGGUGGGCCUCUGAUCUGCAAGGCAGACUCAUCUUGGUUCCUGGCAGCCGUCGUUGCAACAGGUGGUCGACCCCCCCUCGCCGACAUUCAGGUCUUUUCCAAAAUGCUACGUUUUGGAUGCUUCUUGAGGGAAACGGUCGGCGAGCUGCCGUCUCCUGCCGCUCCCUCCUCGGCGGGAGCUCCAAGUUCCUACGGGAGCUCGUUCCUUUCCUUCUCUGUGGCUUGGACCUCCGUCUGCCUGCCAUUAUGCAUUUAUCACGGAGCAGCUUGAAACUUUUCAUUGCUGCUCUUGGUAUACAAUGUCGCCACGCAAAAGCACUUACUGCGCUGGUCAGGUCAUGACUUGGAGCUUCAAGUGUGCUAAAAAAAAAUAAAAGUGUUAUGAGACAAUUUGGCUCCUCUG